AUGAUAUCGCCACCACCGACGCCUGAUUUGCCUGAUCAGCCAAAGCUGCAGUCAAUGGUGCACGAUUUAGAAGAACAGCAAGCGACUCAGAAUCAUAAUCAACAAGAUCAACAGCAACAGCAAGAGGUGUUACAGCAAGAGGAACAAGAAGAACAGCAAGCGACUCAGAAUCAGAAUCAGCAAGAUCAAGAACAACAGCAAGAGGUGUUACAGCAAGAGGAACAGCAAGAGGAACAAGAACAGCAAGAGGAACAGCAAGAGGAACAGCAAGAGGACAAAAGGCAACAAUACCAACCAUACCUCCAACAGCCCCAGCACCAGGGGUCUCCCAACCUCAACGGCCCUAACCACGAGGAUGAGUACAUCCCCCGCUGCCUCCCACUGCCUUACCUCGACACCUCCGCUCCAUCCACCCGCCCUUCCCCGAAACGCUCUACUAAGCCCGUGAGAUUUUAUGCAGCGCUCCAACUCGGCAACCCGGGUUCCGCAUCCACCUCCGCGCCGCCAUCGCCCAGCCUCAUUUCUCAAACCCCCUUCAUGGGCUACUAUGCCUAUUGUCGAGGAUCUUCUGUCUCCCUAUCAUUCCCAGAUCACUACAGCGCCAGCACAUUUUCCACUUCUCUACCGCACAGCUCGAUGACAGGCAGACCCGCCUCAAUAGCUGCUGUUUCAACACUGACUUUAACCUCAAUGUCCUCAGAAGUCGCGUUUCCUAGGCCGCUUGAAAGGAUCAGUCAGUCCCAGUCCCCGACCCCGAUCAAGCCUACAAAAUAUCGAAUGUUCUUAAGGGGAAUGUCAUUUUCUUCGCGGAAGAAGGGAAACAUGCGGCAGUCGAUGCUUAGUCAACCUCUUGGAGGAGGUAGGGAUAGGGUUGCUGCUGUUGCCGAUGGCGCAGGGGGGCAGAAGGAGACGAGAUGGUCUCGGUCAGGUUUACGGAUAUUAGGGAGGUUGGUGAGGAGGGAGAAACAAUGA
Paracoccidioides brasiliensis Pb18 is the source of this 972-nucleotide messenger RNA. RefSeq lists its product as uncharacterized. The record is from RefSeq and is a predicted model, not a curated record. Bases 1 to 972 code for a protein of 323 amino acids. The transcript has a single exon.